This is a messenger RNA of Porites lobata, 2498 nucleotides long. The record is from the annotation of a GenBank genome assembly. NCBI's taxonomy places the organism in Eukaryota, Metazoa, Cnidaria, Anthozoa, Scleractinia, Poritidae.
AUACUCACACAGGCGGUAGUCCUUUCAUGGUCUGUUUUGUCCUAAACCUGUCAGAUAACUUCAGCAGUUUUGCGACAAUUGUUUCAAGCUGCCACAAGUUAUAACAUCACUUGAUUGCAUUCAAGCGCGAUUUCAUCCGGAUAUUAAAGCACUUAAACCACCGCCAGAGUUGUGAAGCAUGGCUUCUGUUGGAACUUGGCAUCAACAUAUUUACAACAGCUCUCCAAAGCAACCUACCCCACACUUUGUGGCCAACAUACUUGGGCUUUAUUCGGGGCACCAACCGAACAGCUCAACAGUCGGUUGCCCUCGACAAGAACAACCGCCUGGUAAAUUGCGUCGAGUUAAAGAGAGAGAAGCGAAACAAAAAUACAACGAGCAGAAUGAUUCGGCACCCGAUAGCAAGGAAAAGGAAAUUCGGGUGCAAUCAAAAUCAGAUACGAAAGGUAGGUGUCUUCAUGCUCCGUUAAUGGGCUCGGAAAUUUGUGGCGGGUUAAUCGAUGCGGAUCAAUUUUCUAAACGGUUCUCCGCUUGCUCCCUCUUUAUAGAGUCUUCGACAGUUCAUUCCAAGGAACUCAAGAGACUUAAAGGGAAAGCUGGUAGAGAAAAAGUCAGAAAGAAAAAAGCCCGAACAACGUUCACGGGAAGACAAAUUUUCGAGUUAGAAAAGCAGUUCAAAGAGAAGAAAUAUCUGACUGCCACCGAGCGCAGCGAUAUGGCCUCUCUGCUUAAUGUGACUGAAACGCAAGUCAAAAUUUGGUUUCAAAACAGGAGAACGAAGUGGAAAAAGCAGGAGAAGAUAUGCGAAGACAACAAUGAGAACGAAAAGGAUUCACAAAGCGACAAUUCAGACAACAAAGAUAGUGUAUCGUCGGAAAUUUGUGUCGACAAUGACGAUAAAAGUUCGGACUUGGAUGAGAGCGGUUAGCGGAGACUUCUUCCGAUUAUUUAUUUUACACACAUAAACUCACGGCUUCAAAAUUUGACCAUUAUUUGUCACUGUACGGACUUUAGAGCAAAAGUAAUAUUGUACGGAGUUUUAUGAUUGGUUUAAUUGCAUUUUUUCAUCCUACGAGAAUUAUGACAAUUAUCUAUACAAUAGUUUUGUUCUUACAUAAAUUAAGAAAACUAUUAACGAGCUUCUAAACGGUGGUAAAAUCCUUGAAUUGUCUUGAAAUUGCUGGUCUACCAUAUCUCUGAACAAUAGACAAAUCUUUAAUAACUAUUGUAAAGGUUCUUGAGCUAGGAGCUAAAAUAAAUGGCCCCAGACAGGAAGCAAUUGAGAAACAAACCUCCCUUUAAAUGAACUCCACUUGUUCGCACGCGCAUCGUGGGGUCUAUUUGUUUUGGACUUUUUAGCUAGCUGAAGAUAGUUCAUUGAAGUGGAGAAUGCCGCUAAGACAGGCAAGUCCAGUAAUAAACUAAAUCGCUAACACUGUAGUUAUUUCCUAGGAUAAUGUAUCAUAAAAGUAAUUUUAUGCCACAGUAGUUGGCAAUUAACUGAAGUAACCAGCUAUUUACAGAAAAUAUUUCAAACAUCUAACAGUUCCGAGACCCUUUUUCGGCUCAGUCGGCGAAAUAGUUACCACAAUCACAAGACACCAGACCUACAGCUCAGUGAAAUGUCCAAAUUAUAUUGGUAUUUAGUACUGGUUAAAGCUGACCUCAUAUGCGGGACAAUUAAAUUCUACGGCAAGUUUUACCAACCGAAAAGACGUUAUAUAGAGUGAAAUAGUAGUGGUCUUAAUUAUUCCUCAUGUCUUCACCACACCACUAGCAGUUCGGCCGACAUAUGUUCACUUAACACAGUAAAUAUUUUCAAUUUGCGACCAUCUGCUCUGAGCCAUAUCUUUUACUACUCUUCGAAUUGAUGCCUUUGUUUUAUAGAAUUGUGUCCCUUUGUUUUGAGUUCAAAUUUUCAUGAUUUAAUAAUAGGUGGAAUUUUCUAUAGUCAAAGUCAGUGCAGGGGUAUUACUAACACAUAAAAACUAUCAAGUGAUAUAAAAAGUUGCUUGCAAUCUAAAUUAGAACUUUGUGCCUGUUUCAUAAACAGCAGAUAGAGUUAAUUGUAAACAAAUGGGCUUCAUUAUUAUUUGAAAAUAAUUUAGCUUGCGGCCUUUUAGGGUUUCAAAGUGGUAUGAACUGUUUUUAUUUAUGCGUGGUUUCUUUCGCACAUGGAGCAUUGUAAUCAGUCUUUUAUAAGUGUACGGCUUGAGAAUGAUGAUUUGAAAGUUGAACUCCGUCUUGUUCCGUUCAAUUUAAACGCGUUUGCAUGUAAUUUCUAGUAUGGGCUGUGUUAAAUUGGACAUCUGGAACCCCAAAGUGGUGUCUUUAGGCAUGAUCUGGCUAGCUGUUAUGCAUUUCUUUAAAAUAACGUACAUGAAUGUAAGCUCACUCUACUUGUGUCCUAUUAGCGCUACACGUAACCGCAAGUUUUAAGGAAACCACACGCCUUUUGUUGUAGAGGAGACUUAAAAAAUACUUAAGUUCCGAAAGGG